AUGAGUGGUCUGAGGCUGGGGCUGAGGCUGAGGCUGGGUCUGGGGCUUAGGCUGGGUCUGAGGCUGUGUCUGAGGCUGGGUCUGGGGCCGGUUCUGAGGCUGGGGCUGGUUCUGAGGCUGGUUUGGAGGCUGGUUCUGAGGCUGGUUCUGGGGCUGGUUCUGAGGCUGAUUCUGAGGCUGGUUCUGAGGCUGGUUCUGGGGCUGGUUCUGAGGCUGAUUCUGAGGCUGGGUCUGAGGCUGGUUCUGAGGCUGGUUCGGAGGCUGGUUCAAAGGAUGGUUCGGAGGCUGGUUAUAAGGCUGGUUCUGAGACUGGUUCUGAGGUUGGUUCUAAGGCUGGUUCUGAGGCUGGUUCUGAGGCUGGUUCUGAGGCUGGUUCGGAAGCUGGUUCGGAGGCUGGUUAUAAGGCUGGUUCUGAGACUGGUUCUGAGGUUGGUUCUAAGGCUGGUUCUGAGGCUGGUUUGGGGAUGGUUCUAA
Messenger RNA from Knipowitschia caucasica, 474 nucleotides. Lineage: Eukaryota; Metazoa; Chordata; Actinopteri; Gobiiformes; Gobiidae. The record is from the annotation of a GenBank genome assembly.